Haemonchus placei is the source of this 1317-nucleotide messenger RNA. The record is from the annotation of a GenBank genome assembly. NCBI's taxonomy places the organism in Eukaryota, Metazoa, Nematoda, Chromadorea, Rhabditida, Trichostrongylidae.
AUGUCAUUGAAGAAACCUCCUCCAGUGUCGUCCGCUAAACCCGAAACGAACAUAUCGUUCUGCCUCGAGACAUUGGUCCCUUUCCUCUUCGCCGGCCUCGGUCUGAUAUUUGCUGGCCUACUUCUGGAAGACGCCGAAACAUGGUCAUUCUUCAUUGAACUGCCAGAUGCUGUUACGUUGGUGCCGACCCUUGUCGGACUGAAAGGGAAUCUUGAAAUGACGUUGGCUUCCAGGCUGUCUACAUUGGCGAAUCUUGGAUUCAUGGAGACAACGAAGCAAAAGUGGCAAGUGGCGCUGUCAAACAUGGCACUAAUCCAGACCCAAGCUAUCGUCGUUUCUUCAAUCACAGUCAUUCCAGCAGCGUUAUUAGGAGAAAAGCCGUUCAUGUUUCGUGAUUUCCUCUGUCUGCUGCUCUCAGCUGUAGCUACUGCUUCCUUCGCUUCAAUACUUCUAGGACUGCUCAUGAUCGGUGUCGUUAUCAUGGCCAGGAAAUUCAAGAUGAAUCCUGACAAUAUCACCACUCCAGUUGCUGCGUCCCUCGGCGAUGUGUCAACAUUGUUUAUUUUGCUCGGUCUUGGUAGUGUGCUGCUGCGAGUUCGAGAACAUUACAGUUGGGCUCUUGCUCUCAUUCUUCUGGGUUUCUACGCCAUAGCAGUUGCAAGCGCUUACAAAGCUUCCGAGGAUCAUUUUACUGUGGAGGUUCUCAAAAAUGGCUGGUGGGCAGUGCUGGCAGCGAUGUCGAUCACGACACUCAGUGGUUUCGUACUGAAGAAUGCUAUGCACAAAUAUCCUCCAAUAGCUGCUUUUCAACCUCUGAUCAAUGGUGUUGGUGGCAAUUUGGUAGCAGUCCAGGCCAGUCGCAUCAGUACCGGGCUACAUCGGUCGCGCAAGGAUCAAAUACGUGACCCAAAAAGUCUAUGGACGUUCACAAGUCCGUGGCAUGCCUUUAUUGUUAACCAUGAAGAUUCUGUUGCGGCACGUAUUCUCAUUGGUAUUUCAAUACCUGGAAAUCUAAUAUUCAUGAAUACGAUCUUCUUAUUUGAUUGCGGGUUCAAAAACACGGUUCCAUUUACGGUCACGUUCUUAUCAGUGUCGCUUGUACAGGUCAUAAUUUUGUUGUAUAUUUGCCAAUUUCUCGUACGAGCAAUGUGGCGGCUCCGAAUCGAUCCAGACAGCUCAGCGAUUCCAGUUCUUACUGCGACUGGGGAUCUUCUAGGAGCCAUCCUUUUAAUAGGUUGCUUCUGGCUUGCCGCUAAUGUCUAUGGUAUGCACGUUGGAGAGCAGUAUUUUCAAGAUCGGCAUAUAGGAGUCCAUUAA